Magallana angulata is the source of this 717-nucleotide messenger RNA. RefSeq lists its product as uncharacterized. Bases 1 to 534 code for a protein of 177 amino acids. NCBI's taxonomy places the organism in Eukaryota, Metazoa, Mollusca, Bivalvia, Ostreida, Ostreidae. The transcript is spliced from 4 exons. The record is from RefSeq and is a predicted model, not a curated record.
AUGAUAAAAUCAACGGCAACUGGGGAGGGUGGGGCAGCUGGGGAAGUUGUACCAAGCGUUGUGCCAGCGGAACAAAGAGUCGGUCUCGCUCCUGUAACAACCCAGCGCCAUCUGGUGGUGGAUCGCACUGCUCUGGUUCCUCUUCAAGUUCCACUUCCUGUAACACCCAUUAUUGCCCAAUUCACGGAAGCUUCACAGCCUGGUCUUCUUGGGGAAGUUGUUCGAAAACGUGUGCCAGUGGGACAAAAUCUCGAUCCCGAUCUUGUACGAACCCUAGUCCAGCAUACGGAGGAAACGGUUGUAGUGGAUCAACAACUAGCUCUACUUCCUGUAACACUCACAACUGUCCGAUACAUGGUAAUUGGGCCGCCUGGGCAUCCUGUGGAUCAUGCACGGUCACGUGCGGUGGUGGCACGAAGACCAGGUCCCGUACGUGCACUAAUCCCGCUCCUCAGUACUCAGGAAAUAAUUGUGCUGGAUCUUCAUCUUCUUCAACCACCUGUAAUACACACCAUUCUCCAAGUAUGUUUUUAGCUCACCUGAGCUGAAAGCUCAAGUAAGCUUUUCUGAUCACAUUUUGUCUGUCGUCCGUCUGCCCGUCCGUCUGUCUGUCUGUCCGUAAACUUUUCACAUUUUCAACAUCUUGUCAAGAACUACUGCGCCAAUUUGAACCAAACUUGGCACAAAUCAUUUUUAGGCAAAGGGGAUUCAAAGUUG